Molecule: messenger RNA, 1881 nt
Organism: Homarus americanus (American lobster)
Lineage: Eukaryota; Metazoa; Arthropoda; Malacostraca; Decapoda; Nephropidae
Product: glutenin, high molecular weight subunit DX5-like
Exons: 1
Coding region: 1-1881 (626 amino acids)
Source: RefSeq, a predicted model, not a curated record
AUGAGGCGGCCCGUAACAAGGGAGGAGGUGAAGGACGAAGAAGAGGAGGAGGAAAAAUCUGGUAGGAUAAGAUGGAGGAGGACGCCAGCCACUCAUCCUGCCCGUAAUCAACCCAACCAGCCAGGGGACUCAACCAGCCAGGGACUCAACCAGCCAGGGACUCAACCAGCCAGGGGACCCAACCAGCCAGGGACCCAACCAGCCAGGGGACCAACCAGCCAGGGGACUCCAGCCAGGGGGACCCAACUGCCAGGGGGACCCAACCAGCCAGGGGAGGACCCACAGCGAGGACCCAACCAGCCAGGAGGACCCAACCAACCAGGGGACCCAACCAACCAGGGGGACCCAACCAGCCAGGGGACCCAACCAGCCAGGACCCAACCAGCCAGGACCCAACCAGCCAGGGGACCCAACCAGCCAGGGGGACUCAACCAGCCAGGGAACCCAACCAGCCAGGGGACCCAACCAGCCAGGGGACCCAACCAGCCAGGGGACCCAACGCAGGAGGACCCACCAGCCAGGGACCCAACCAGGGGGACCCAACCAGCCAGGAGGACCCAACCAGCUAGGGGGACUCAACCACCAGGAGGACCCAACCAGCCAGGGGACCCAACCAGCCGGGAGGACCCAACCAGCCAGGAGGACCCAACCAGCCAGGAGGACCCAACCAGCCAGGGGACCCAACCAGCCAGGGGACCCAACCAGCCAGGGGACUCAACCAGCCAGGGGACUCCAAACCAGCCAGCGGAACCCAACCAGCCGGGACCCAACCAGCCAGGAGGACCCAACCAGCCAGGAGGACCCAACCAGCCAGGGGGACCCAACCAAGCCAGGAGGACCUACGAGGGGGACCACCAGCCAGGGGACCCAACCAGCCAGGGGACUCAACCAGCCAGGGGACUAAACCAGCCAAGGGGACUAACCAGCCAGGCGGACCCAACCAGAGGGGGACCCAACCAGCAGGGGACCAACCAGCCAGGAGGACCAAACGCAGGGGACCCAACCAGCCAGGGGACCCAACCAGGGGGAUCAACCAGCCAGGGGGACCCAACCAGCCAGGGACCCAACAGCCAGGGGACCCAACCAGGGAACUCAACCAGCCAUGGGACCCAACCAGCCAGGAACCCACCAGCCAGGGGACCCAACCAGCCAGGGGACCCAACCAGCCAGGAGGACCCAACCAGCCAGGGGACCCAACCAGCCAGGGGGACCCACCAGCCAGGGGACUCAACCACAGGGGAUCAACCAGCCAGAGACUCAACCAGCCAAGGGGAACCCACCAGCCAGGGGGACCCAACCAGCCAGGGGACCCAACCAGCCAGGGGGACCCAACCAGCCAGGGGACCAACCAGCCAGGGGGACCCAACCAGCCAGGGGACUCCAACCAGCCAGGGGACCCAACAGCCAGGGGACCCAACCAGCCAGGGGACCCAACCAGCCAGGGAACUCAACCAGCCAGGGGGAACUCCAACCAGCCAGGGGGACCCAACAGCCAGGAGAACCCAGCAGCCAGGGGGACCCAACCAGCCAGGGGACCCAACCAGCCAGGGGACCCAACCAGCCAGGAGGACCCAACCAGCCAGGGGGACCCAACCAGCCAGGGGACCCAACCAGCCAGGGAGACUCAACCAGCCAGGGAACUCAACACCAGCCAGGGGACCCACAGCCAGGGACCCAACCAGCCAGGGAGACACCAGGGGGACCCAACCAGCCAGGGGACGCCAGGGGGACUCCAACCUUGGAGGACCCAACCAGCCAGGAGGACUAGCCAGGGGGACCCAACCAGCAGGAGGACCCAACCAGCCAGGGGACCCAACCAGCCAGGAGGAACAGCCACGGGACACACAGCCAGGGACACACACACACACACACAGGAGGUGA